UCACUCAGGCUCUCUCCCAGCAGUUCUCCUGACUUUCCUCCUGAAGACACUGCUAGGGCAGAGAAUACCAUCCAGCUCUGGAGAUUCCAAGGGAGGAAGAGGAGUCUUCUGCUUGAGGAGUCUGCCCCUGCCUGAUAGGUACUGAGAAUGAAGACACUGCCUGUCAUGUUUGAGAUUCCAGGGUUGUUUAGCAAACUCUUAAUCCUCCAUGUGGGCUUCUGGAGCAUCCUAGGUGAAGAGUCAUGUACAGUACAACUUAGAGUUCUCAGACAUUCGGAACAUGCCACAGUGGGACAGUCCUUUAAAAUGAAAUGUCCUGUGACAUAUUGUGCUCAGAGACCUAAUGUGACUUGGUGCAAGUACAGUGGAAAAGAUUGUUUACCUCUUGAGCUUGGGCCUCGGCAACAUACUGAUUGGGAAGACGAGGACCAGGUUCCAGCUUUUACUCUCCGUUUUGAACCAGUAUAUCUCAGUGACGAUGGGUGGUAUGGUUGUUCUAUAGACUUUACUUCUUAUGUUAUUAAUAGCAACAUAACAGUCCUCCAUGUGACAGGUGAGUGCUCUAUCACAGACCAUCUAUAUAGCUUUCCCAUCCUGUUGCUGUGAAAGAGGCAAUCCCGACUUUCAGACACUUUGGUUACAAGUUGGAACACUUGUAUCAGAUCCACAGUCUACCUCGUCUUCCAGGCUGUGACAGUAAUGAGGACAUAAAGUAUUUGUGUAGGGGGUGAGAAGGGUGGGGUCAAGAACAGUAGAGGGAAAAUAAUGGGAGUUACUGGUCUUUUUGAGACAGGAUCUGACUGCCCUGGAGCUCUCUUUGUAACCCAGGAUAUCAUGGAACUCACAGACAUCCACCUGCCUCUGCCUCCCUAGUGCUUGGAUGAAAGGUAUGUGCUGCCACAGCAGACCAGUUACUGACUGUUCUUGUUGUUAGAGAUUAAAACAUUUAUUUGACAGGUUCAGAAAUGAUCACAAUGAUAUCGUUUUCUUUUUUGUCAUUGUGUUUUCUGUUUUUUGUUGAUUAGAAUUUGUAGACGUUAU
Molecule: messenger RNA, 1041 nt
Organism: Myodes glareolus (Bank vole)
Lineage: Eukaryota; Metazoa; Chordata; Mammalia; Rodentia; Cricetidae
Source: RefSeq, a predicted model, not a curated record